CUUGUGUAGUAGACGAACCAAACCGAGCCUAUGUACGGAAAAACACCUGCCCAGAAAAUGGAUGCCUCCGAAGAGCUCUUUCUCACCCUCUCAACUGGCGUGCGAAUAUGCUAUCAAACCUUUGGUGACCCAUCCAAUCCCAUUGUUGUCCUCAUCACCGGCCACUCUGGUUCAAUACUUGAAUAGCAGUAGGAUAUGAUCCAGAUCUUUAACCCAGCCGGCGACCCUCAACACUUCAUCAUCCGCCUUGACCGCCUCGACACUGGCCUGUCAACCGAGUUCCCGGUUCCCGGCGGAUACACCCCAC
This is a messenger RNA of Ilyonectria robusta, 307 nucleotides long. RefSeq lists its product as uncharacterized. The record is from RefSeq and is a predicted model, not a curated record. NCBI's taxonomy places the organism in Eukaryota, Fungi, Ascomycota, Sordariomycetes, Hypocreales, Nectriaceae. The coding region runs from base 31 to 186 and encodes 51 amino acids. The transcript has a single exon.